AUGAGUUUAGACGGAAAGAUAGUUUCUAAAAUAAAUGAAAAAGAGGAUAAAAAACCUUAUGAUCAAAAUGAUAUAGAGCAAAAAUGCUUAAAUGAUAUGAAUGAGUAUCUUAAAAAGUUAGAUAUUCAUGAUUAGUGGGCUUUAUAUGAUGAAAUUAGAGUUAUUGGAUAGCCUAAUAGGUUGAUCUACUAUCCAGUAGUGGCAUGUUUAUUUAUAGGUUUAUUUUAUCUUUCGUCGUUAGGUAGAUUCCAUAGAUACUAAGAUGCCUUCGUUUAUUUAUGUUCAUUUGUAUUAGCAAUUGCUGUAAAAUUUAUACUACCAAAAGCAUCUUACAUAAUAUAGUUUGCUUCUAAAAAGAAAUAUGAAAUUAAUAAGAGUAAUGAGCCUUUGAAAUUCAUAAUUGUGAAAGAGAUGUAUGAACAUAUCAAAAAAGUAGAUACAUUAAUUAGAACUGCAAAAAUUGACAACUUUAAAAAGAAAAAAUGA
Molecule: messenger RNA, 486 nt
Organism: Tetrahymena thermophila SB210
Lineage: Eukaryota; Ciliophora; Oligohymenophorea; Hymenostomatida; Tetrahymenidae
Product: transmembrane protein, putative
Exons: 1
Source: RefSeq, a predicted model, not a curated record